CCGCGAUCCGGCGGGGCCAGGGCGGCCGGGCGGGGCCGAGGGGAGGCGGGCCGGGCCGGGCCGGGGCGGAGCGGCGGGGCCGACGCCGCUGUGGCCGAGCGGAGGGCGGCGGAGGCAGCGGCGCUCCAGCAGAGCGCUCGGGGCGCAGCGCCGGGCCGGGCCCGCCAUGCCGCCCGCCCGCAGGAGACUCUGCCUGGAUAUGAGGUACUGACGGGAAAAAGAGCAUCACGCUUGGCUGCUCACCUUACCCACUUCACUGUAAAUAAUGGAGACCAAGGAAGAGAAGAAGGAGCGGCGACAAGGCUAUUUUGCUCGUUUGAAAAAGAAAAGGCAAGUCAAACAAACCACCGAGACAGUCUCUGCCAAUUCCCCUGGAUCUCCUGUUUCCACAACACCUUCUGAGAAAGAUGAAGAAAGUAAAGUUAUUUUGGAGCAAAUCAGUUCCUCUGAAGACAACUGUAAAUUUCCUGGGGAAAGGGAAACUGCUCCAGACAAGGAAAAGAAAAAGAAAAAGUACAAUCAACUGAAAGACAUCAGACGCACAGAACUUAAAAGAUACUACAGUACCGAUGAUAAUCAAAACAAAAGCAAUGAAAAGAAAGAGAAGAAAAUGGUUUCUCAGAAGCCCCAUGGUACCAUAGAAUAUACAGCUGGAAAUCAGGACACCAUAAACAGCAUAGCAUUAAAAUUCAACGUCACCCCAAACAAGCUUGUGGAGCUCAAUAAGCUUUUCACACAGACAAUUGUGCCAGGCCAGAUUCUCUUUGUGCCAGAUACAAAUGCUGGGAGGUUGUCUUCCAGUCCUGGUGCUCCUGUUUCUCCUUCAUCAUCAGAUGCUGAAUAUGAUAAGCUCCCUGAUGCUGAUUUGGCAAGAAAGGCUUUCAAACCAGUGGAGAGAGUCCUGUCCUCUACUUCAGAAGAGGAUGAGCCUGUGGUUGUCAAGUUUUUAAAAAUGAAUUGUCGUUACUUCACAGAUGGUAAGGGUGUCGUUGGAGGAGUCAUGAUAGUAACUCCAAACAAUAUCAUGUUUGACCCUCAUAAGUCUGAUCCUCUGGUAAUUGAGAAUGGCUGUGAAGAAUAUGGACUCAUCUGCCCCAUGGAGGAGGUUGUCUCAAUAGCUCUCUACAAUGACAUCUCUCACAUGAAGAUUAAAGAUGCAUUGCCAUCUGACAUACCAAAGGAUCUUUGUCCUCUGUACAGGCCAGGAGAAUGGGAAGACCUGUCCUCUGAGAAAGAUAUCAAUCCUUUCAGCAAAUUCAAAUCCCUUAGCAAGGAAAAAAGGCUGCAGAAUGGGGAUGCAUCUGUUGCUCUGGGUGCCAAACAGAUAAAGCCUUCAGAUAAGGAAAAGUCUGCUGAUUUUGAAGUGCUUCAGUCAUCGGAGAGUACGGGCUCAAUCAAAUCAAAGUCUCUGGAGUUUCCCAACAACAUCACUGCCACUGAACAUUUGGAAAAAUUUGAUGCAGAUGCAUGUACCAAGGACCCUUCCAGGGAAAAAAAUGCUUCAAAUACCAAAACCAAAGAAAAAUCCCUUCUAAGAGAAGGAGAGAAUGAUAUCACGGAGCUGGAAAAGACAUCAUCUCAUAUGGAUAGAGGGCUGGACAGGAAAAUCUCAGUAAUGGAAGGCUUGCUGGCUGACCCCAGGGACUUGGGGAGAACUAAGCAGCAGGUAACCAAACCUACUACAGAAGUCCAGGAGCACUUGACAGUUGAUACCUUGGAAAAAAAGGACAGUGUUGAACCUAAAGCUGACUUAGACUUAGAGCUGUGUGAAAAGCAAGAUGUUAUUCCAGAAGUAAAAAAAUAUGUCAGUACCCCGACAGGUAAGGUGGAGACUGAAUUGGACACUAAGAAAGACCUAGAGAAAGAUAAACUUAUUGAAUUUUACCUCAAUAAAGACGGAGAUGGGUCUCAGUCAUCUGAAGACUUACACAAGGCUGAAAUCCAGAAGGGUGAAAACAAUAAAGCAAUUGGCAUAGACCUUACACUUAGCUGUUCAAAGUCCCAAGCUAAUGAAGUCCAUACAAUUAAAAGUAUGGAGCUUGAUUCCUGCUGUGUUGAAAGGAAAGCACCUUCACUAGAAAUCAGCUCAGCAGCAGCAGAGGAAAAGGAUCUGAAAGAGUCUGUGGACUCUUCAUUAGUACCAGCUGUAGACAAGACCUGUCAAGAAACACAGUUAGACAAUCAAUCAGAAAUCAGACUGUGGCUGCUGCAGAAAAUUCAAGUGCCAAUUGAAGAUAUGCUUCCUUCAAAAGAGGAGAAGAGCAAGACUCCUCCAAUGUUUCUGUGCAUUAAAGUAGGCAAGCCCAUGAGAAAGUCCUUUGUGUCUCAGAGCAUGACCAUGUCUCAACAGUACAGUAAAAAGAUAAAGCAACCAGAGUACUGGUUUGCUGUUCCUCGAGAAAGGGUGGAUCACUUGUACACAUUUUUUGUUCAGUGGUCACCAGAAAUAUAUGGGAAAGAUGCCAAAGAGCAAGGUUUUGUUGUGGUAGAAAAGGAGGAGCUUGAUAUGAUUGACAACUUCUUUAGUGAGCCCACUACUAAAAGCUGGGAGAUCAUUACUGUAGAAGAAGCUAAACGACGAAAAAGUGUUUGCAGUUACUAUGAAGAAGAAGAAGAAGAUGAUGAUGCUUUGCCUAUCCUAAAGCAUCACAGUGCUCUCCUGGAGAACAUGCAUAUAGAGCAGCUUGCCCGGUGCUUGCCCGCGCGGGUGCAGGGCUACCCGUGGCGCCUGGCAUACAGCACGCUGGAGCACGGGACCAGCCUGAAGACUCUGUACCGCAAAUCGGCUUCUCUCGACAGUCCAGUUCUCCUGGUCAUCAAGGAUAUGGACAACCAGAUAUUUGGAGCAUACGCUACACAUCCCUUCAGGUUUAGUGACCAUUACUAUGGCACUGGUGAAACAUUCCUCUACACAUUCAGUCCACAUUUCAAGGUAUUUAAAUGGAGUGGAGAAAACACCUACUUCAUUAAUGGAGACACUACCUCUCUGGAGCUUGGAGGUGGGGGUGGCCGGUUUGGUUUAUGGUUAGAUGCAGAUUUGUAUCAUGGGCGAAGCAACUCCUGCAGCACCUUCAAUAAUGACAUCUUAACUAAGAAAGAAGAUUUCAUAAUACAAGAUGUAGAAGUAUGGACAUUUGAGUGAAACACUGACUGCCUUAAGGACUGGAUCCAUUGGGCACUUAAAAGCUAUCCAGAAGGUGCAGGCUGCCUCACAACGUUACACGCUUUUUCCUCAAGUUUGUACCAGAGCAUGACUACGCAAAAAACCCAAACAGCCCAAGAAUAAAAGAAUUGGUUUUGAGAGGCAGUAAGAGACAGAACAGUAAGAGAUCACUCUGAAGUGUUUUUUACUUCCUCUUCAUCACUCUUCCAUUGAAGAUACAAUGCUUAUGAAAACGUUCAUGAUGUAUAAGUUGAAAACUUUUUAUGUAACUGUGAAAAAGAUCCUGUGGAAGAACUAUAACUGUCGAGUACAUUCCAUGUGUAUUGAUGUUCAACAUGCAAUUGCUGACCAAAAAUAAAAGGUUACUUUACCAAAAUCUACACCAUACUGUUUGCCAUGGAAAAGAAUCAGAAAUAGGUGUACACAGCACUUAAGGGAACAUGUUUUUAAAAUUAUUUAUUUUUACUGUAUAGUAGAUUUUUUUUUUGUAAAUGUAUUAGCUAUGAGUUUUUUGUUUAAUGUUUCAAAUCUCAUUUUGAUAACUGCUGUUGAGGUAGGUUUCUUAUGCAUUGGCAUUUAUUCUGAAUCAAUUUAUUUGAUUUCUGAAUUUUUGAUUUCUAAUUUUUAUAUUUUUAUUUUGUAAAUGAGAUUUGGUUUUCAUUAUACCCUAACUAGAGGGGUUUUUUUUCCUGGCAGAAACACUUGAGUGCAUAAUUCUGUUUCAUUUUCUUUUCCUGAAAUGAGGGAGAAGGUGGUUAGUUCUUCUUAACUCUGUUAUCACAUUCCUGUUAAUAGAUUACUAUUUUGGCAGUGUAUGGAGACACUGGGCAACUGCCCCCUGGUGUAGAGUUUACCAGUUCUGUUGCAGUCCACAUAAUUGGGGUAGCAUGCUCUGAGCACCUGCCCGAAUAUUAUUUGACUGUUUAUGAAGGACAUUUCUAUGAGAACUGGUUUUCUGUAUCACCACCAAUUUAUUCAAAAUAAGCCACCCAGUGUGCUUUUAUGAGCAUUUCCCUACAAAUUGAAGAACAUGUUAAGGAGAAAAUACAACUGAGAUUCAGAGAAGAAAGUUCUUUUCCUAACAGGGCCAGGUCAUGUUACUGUAAAACUUGUUUUCCUAAUAAUUACAUAUAUAAUUUCCUUUAAAAAAUACUUCAAGCAGCAGUCUGGUUUAGGAUUUGACAGGCAACUAAAUAUUCUUCUUUAUUUUUAAGAAAAUUAUCAGAUACUUCACCCUCCCCCCCUCCCAAAGUUGAAAAGACUCUAUAUUAGAAAAUUUGUAAAAUUUAUUUUACAAAUAAAAUAGUUACAAAAUUAUAAAAUGUUUGGUAAAUGGGGAGAGUGUGAGAGAGGACUGGCAAUCUUCAUUGUGUGGUAAGGAAUUCUGCUUUGCCAUUAAGCUGUGGUUUUGUUUACACAACCCAGGCCUAACUAAUAUUAGGAUGCUGUCCUGCCCUUAGACUUGAAUGUUUCAUUGUCCUGAUAAAGGCAGGUUUUAGAGACAGUAGUGUGCAUUAAAACAGUACAGUCUAAUGUUUGAAUAUCAUUGACUGAGUAAUACAACUCAGUUACUGCUCUUUUUGAAUAGAUUAAAUAAUUUAAGAAGAAAAACCCAAUUGCUUUCUUUCAAAAGCAUUUCUAAACCUUAAAUCCUGCACAGAAGUUUCACAGUCUGGAAAAACAAUGCUGUACACAGUAAGCCUGUAACAUGCUGCACAUGAGCUUGUCACACUUCCUUACUUUGUAGUCUACUACAGCCAUAAAUAAAGUUCUUAUUGGUAAUGCUUUAAAAUAUUUUGGAAGUUGUUAACAGGAUAAUGCUUUGAAGAUACCCAGAAUAUCAAACACUCUUUGCUCUUUUAAGUGGUGUCAGGAGACCACUUCAUAGUUAAAAAAACCCAACUAAACAAAUACCCAACAAAAAAAUCCCCACAACAAACCAAAUUAAACCAAGUUCAACAUUUUGCAUACAUUUCACUAUCGCUACCUACAACUUACUUCACUAUAUUAUCCUUGUCAAAGCAUAUCUAAACGCUGUGGUCUGUAUUCAAAACAGUGUUGUUCAAUCAAAAUUCUGUGACCCUUGAAACAAUGAAUAUUGAAUAUAUGUAAUGCAGUGCUAUCACAAUAUUUUCAAUAAAGGAAUUUAUGCAU
Messenger RNA from Cinclus cinclus, 5317 nucleotides. RefSeq names its product nuclear receptor coactivator 7 (gene NCOA7). The record is from RefSeq and is a predicted model, not a curated record. NCBI's taxonomy places the organism in Eukaryota, Metazoa, Chordata, Aves, Passeriformes, Cinclidae. Gene Ontology annotation, biological process: response to oxidative stress; regulation of transcription by RNA polymerase II. Bases 266 to 3142 code for a protein of 958 amino acids. Gene Ontology annotation, cellular component: nucleus. The transcript has 16 exons.